This is a messenger RNA of Salarias fasciatus (jewelled blenny), 4093 nucleotides long. RefSeq names its product highly reducing polyketide synthase sdnO-like. The transcript is spliced from 2 exons. Bases 151 to 3393 code for a protein of 1080 amino acids. The record is from RefSeq and is a predicted model, not a curated record. Gene Ontology annotation, molecular function: acyltransferase activity. NCBI's taxonomy places the organism in Eukaryota, Metazoa, Chordata, Actinopteri, Blenniiformes, Blenniidae.
UCGAGCCAAGAGUUUUUGUUGCUCUCAGCAAGGCGAAGAUGAUCUCAGCUGACGGGACCAGCAAGCCUUUCUCUCGCACGGCAGAUGGCUAUGGUCGAGGAGAGGGCUGUGGAGUUGUGCUUCUCAAACUUCUGAAAAAAGCCAAAGAGCAUGGCCACAAAAUAUGGGGAAUCAUCAGCAAAACGAUCAACCGUCAACCAGGAUGGACACUGUGCCACGCCGAUCACCAAACCAUCCAUGGAUCAACAAGAGGAGCUGCUGAGACAAAUCUACUCAGACUCUGACAUUGCGAAUGUCCAGUACAUUGAAGCGCACGGGACAGGAACUACAGUUGGGGACCUGACAGAGAUGAGAAGCAUUUCAAAUGCCAUCGCCAAAAACAGAUCUUCUUAUUCAGAGACACUCCUGAUUGGGUCUGUAAAGGGCAACAUCGGACACACGGAAUCUGCAGCUGGAGUGGCCGGACUCAUUAAGGUACUUCUAAUGAUGAAGCAUGAGAUUAUUGUUCCCUCAGUUUUCUCCUCAGAAAACAGCACAAGUAUAGAUAUUAAAUCUCUACAUCUAAAUAGUCCAGUUAAAGUUCAAAGGUGGGAGACAAAUGGGUUACAGGGAAGGAUGGCAGGGAUCAACAGCUUUGGGUUUGGUGGUACAAAUGCACAUGUGAUUUUAAGAGAGUGUAAUCACACCACACUUACCACUCAGACACAAAUACAUUGUCCAAAUGUUUUUGUAUUAUCUGCAGCCAAAGAAAGAUCACUAAUCCUUACCAUGACUGACACUCAACAAAGACUCAGGAGUGAUCAAAGAGUUGACACACAGGCACUGCGCUACACCUCAGCCUGUGGAAGAAGUCAUUACAAACACAAAUAUAGGAAAAUCUUCCCAUCCUCCUCUCUGUCCGAGUUAGAACACAAUCUGAGCUCUACACUGAAAACAAAGGUUGAAUCAACAACAUUUAGCAUUCAGGUUGUCUUUGUGUUCUGUGGAAGUGGGGUUGCCUACAGGGGGAUGUGCAGGCACCUUAUGAGGAAGUUUGCUGUUUUCAGAGAAAAGGUCAGAGAAAUAGAGACUGUCUUCCAGAGAUACAAUACCACUGGUAUCAGUGAAGCACUGGCUGGUGAACCUGAAAACAAGGAUUUCAGGAAGCCAGAUGUGGCGCAGCCUCUUCUUUUUGCCAUGCAGGUUGGCAUUGAAACUCUCCUGAAGCACUGGGGCGUCAAACCCGAUGCAACACUGGGCCACUCUGUUGGUGAGGUUGCCGCCGCUCACUGCUCAGGUCUUUUAUCCCUGGAGGAUGCUGUGAAAGUGCUGCACUACCGCAGUAUUCACCAGAGUAAAGUAUUAGAAGGAAAAAUGCUUGUAGUUGGCAAUGUAAAUGUGAAAAGGAUAGUGGAUAUUCUUCCAGUCUUCUCUGGAAAAGCGUGUAUUGCUGCUUUCAACAGCCCUGUGUCAUGCACUCUUUCAGGGGAUGCAGAGGCUGUAGACGACCUUCAUAAGAGGCUGAAAAGCAUGUUUUCAGAUCAAAAUGUUUUCCUUCAUGUCUUAGAUGUUCCAGCAGCAUAUCACAGCCACAUCAUGGAUCCAGUAAUGGAUGAUAUUGAAAAAGGUAUCAAUGUCUUGGAAGCCAACAACAUGAAGUGUGAACUCUUUUCAACUGUAACUGGAGGAAAGUAUUCAGAUGGUGAUUUUACUUCAGGCAGAUACUGGGUGAAGAACACGAGAGACCCAGUUUUGUUUGAAAAAGCAAUAACAGCUGUCAUCAGAGACAAACCAUCGAGGGGUAAAAUGGUCUUUGUAGAGAUUGGACCUCGUAGAGCUCUUUAUAGAAACUUUUGUGAGACUCUUGGAGCUGACACUGAAGUUCUGUCUUCUGCUGAUUCAAAUGACGAUUGCAACAUAACCCUCCCAACAGUGGCAAAACUGUUUGAACUUGGAGUUAAUGUUAACUGGCACCAGCUUUACAAGGGUUGUGAGGCAUUGCUCACGCCUCUUCCAGUUUAUCAGUUUGACAACACCAAGAGGAAGCUGAACUUUGAAGCCUUGAGAAAAGGUCAGGAGUUUUCUCCUGUUGAACCACAUCUGCUCAUACAUCAAAUAAAACACAAUAAAGACUUUGUGUGCACUAUCUCUGCAGAGAAGGAACCAUAUCUUUGGGAGCAUAAAGUCAACCAUGUUCCCAUCAUGCCUGGUGCAUUUUAUGUUGAGUUGGUGUUUGCCUCAGUGAUGAUGAACUUGAAGCUAAAGAUUCCUGUUUCCCAGCUCCAUCUCAGUGUUCGAUUUGAGAGCGUGCUCACACUCAAUUCCAAUUGCCAAAAGUUGAGGGUGAUUCUUGAGCACAAAGAUAAAGAAGUCUCUUUCAAAAUACAGUCUGCUGCUGCGACACAUGCCUCUGGUACAUACAGGUGUACAGAGAGUCAGUUUCUACUAGAGGAAUCAAAAAUUUGUGUUGAUGUGGUAAAUCAACGGUGCAAAUUGAUUUUAAAGAGAGAAGAGAUUUACUCUUUUCUUGCUCUGGCAGGAUUUCAGUACGGGCCGUUAUUCAAACAGCUUGACUGUGUGUGCAUUGGAAGUGAAUUCAAGGAAGCUGUGACUGUGAUUCGAGUCCCUGGUGAACUUCUCAAACAUCUCCAUGAGUAUUAUAUUCACCCUGUGCUACUGGACUAUUUUCCCCAAAUGACUGCUGUGCUAGCAAUGGGAUACAUGACAGCAAGGCAAGGAUUCCCCUCAGGUAUCGGGAGCAUUACCAUAUCAGGCCCUCUACAGGAGGAAAUGAUCAUAUACAUGAAAGCCACCCAGCAGGGCCCAGAUUACCUGGAUGUGUGUGGUUGCUUUUCGUCCCCACGGGGGGAUGUUUUGGUGGAACUCAAAGGGGUGAGAAUUUCAUUUUUGCGAGGCUCCUCCAAUGUUCCUCAGUCAUUGUUCUUCCACGAUGAAACAAGUGAAAUAGCUGUGGAGCGACACUUGUAUACUUGCAAAAUGAAGGCAAUUGUGUUUGAGGAUAAUCUUGGCAUUGCUAGAAGACUCAGGCCUCAUGUAUCCCCAGAGUCAAUCUUUGUGGAGAGAAAACAAGACGGGAAAGCAGACCAAAUUCGAGAGUUUGUGCUUGAGUCACUUAGAAAUAAUGUGGAUAUUGAAAACAUCCUUUUCAUUUGGGGUGUGGAGGACCUCAGCCAUCUGUCAUGUGAACAGGUCCUGGAUGGUUUGGUGACUUGCUGCGACAUAUUUUGCCAGACAGUCUUAGGACUGAAAGAGAGCAAGCAUCUUUGUAUUGUUCAUGUGAUAACUUACAGAUCUACAGGGAAGACUGCGGACCACGUUAACUCCGGUUUCGUGCUUUCUGGUAUGUUGAGGGCUUGUGCAGCUGAGAUGCCAAGUAUUGGAACUCAGGGGUGAAAUGGCUAGAGUGAAGAACGACAUUUGUGAAAAUCUGGACAAAUGCAUUGAACGAGUGUACAUUGACCUGAGAGGAGAGAUAACCAAUGCUAAAAAUGACGUUCAGGCAUCAAUUGCCAAUCUCGAAGCUAAAUCCAACGCUUUACAAAGUAAAGUUACAGACAUCGAGGAAGCUACUACCAGUCCUUCAGAUAGCAUUAGCCAGCUGGAGCAACAAGUGAACAAUGUGAAGACUAUAAAGGCAGAUCGCGGAGAAACAACAUCCGGAUUAUCCGCGAAGGGCUGGAAAUGCCUAAACCAUGGGACUUUAUGGCCUCACUGCUGAAAGAUGUGCUCGCUCUGACAGAGACACCACUCACUGACAGAGCCCACAGGGCUCUCCGUCAGCAGCCAGAGUCCUCCGAACCUCCGCGGCCCUUCAUAAUACAGCUUCAUUACUACCAUAGUGCUCAUUUACAACUAACUGUUUAUUAAACACAUCUGGGAUUAGUUUAUUCUGGGGUUAUUUACGCCCCCGAUUGACCAGUGAUCUCUCGUGAAUUACAUUUCUUCUCCGUUGUUAGCACGUUAGCGACCUUGACGACCUUGACGACCUUGACGAGCUAUUGUGGACUGUUCAUGCCACUAUGUUUAUUGGUCUGAUGUCAACGUUCUCACUCUGUUCUGUCUGUGGACUGUUUAUAUAGACACUACACUGUGA